This is a messenger RNA of Micropterus dolomieu (smallmouth bass), 847 nucleotides long. Its product is annotated as NACHT, LRR and PYD domains-containing protein 12-like. The annotation marks the transcript as partial. NCBI's taxonomy places the organism in Eukaryota, Metazoa, Chordata, Actinopteri, Centrarchiformes, Centrarchidae. The record is from RefSeq and is a predicted model, not a curated record. Gene Ontology annotation, molecular function: protein binding. The transcript has 5 exons.
UGAUGUCAGUUCUUGGCUCCCAAUCGUCUAAUCUGAGAGAGCUGGACCUGAGUAACAACCUAAUGCAGGACUCAGAAGUGAAACUGCUCUCUGCUGGACUGGAGUGUCCAGACUGUACACUGGAGACUCUCAGGUUGAGUGGCUGUAAUCUGUCAGAGAGAAGCUGUGAAGCUCUAUCCUCAGUUCUCUGCACCCCAUCCUGUAGUCUGAGAGAGCUGGACCUAAGCAACAACGACCUGCGGGAUUCAGGAGUGAAGCUGCUCUCUGUUGGACUGGGGAGUCCACACUGUGCAUUAGAGACUCUCAGGCUUUCAGGAUGUCUUAUCACAGAGGAAGGUUGUACUUCUCUGGCCUCAGCACUGAGAUCCAACCCCUUCAGUCUGAGAGAGCUGGACCUGAGCUACAACCAUCCAGGAGACUCAGGAGUAAAGCUGCUGUCAGCUGGACUAGACACACUCAGGUUGGAACAUGGUGGUGAGCAGAGACUGAAACCUGGUCUUAAGAAGUAUGCCUGUGAACUCACACUGGACACAAACACAGUACACAGAAAGCUCAAACUGUCUGACAACAACAGGAUGGUGACAUUGGUGACAGAGGAGCAGCCAUAUCUUGAUCUUCCAGAGAGGUUUGACUACUGGCCUCAGCUGCUGUGUAGAAAUGGUCUGAGUGGUCGCUGUUACUGGGAGGUUGAGUGGAAAGGAAGAGUUUAUAUAUCAGUGAGUUACAGAGGGAUCAGAAGGAGGGGAGACCAUUUGUCCUGCAGGUUUGGAUGGAAUAAGCAGUCCUGGAGUCAGGAGUGCUCUGAUGUUUAUGGUUACUCUGCCUGUCACAGUAAAAGAAGGACACG